AUGGCGAUACCAGGCAUUUUCCCUGUUCUUUCAGAAAAGAUAUCUCAAAGUCCAUUAGAACCAUAUGACAGUAAAUAUCAUGUAGAAAUGGUCUCUAGCAUGAAGGAUAACCUCAAAAAUAGUUUCAAGGAUUCCAACGAAAUCGCUAUAGUGGCGCAAUGUAAUGUUUCACCCUUCAUGGAAAUUGAUAUCCAACAGUUUGCAACUUACGCAGAAUUUUAG
Messenger RNA from Acanthoscelides obtectus, 222 nucleotides. The record is from the annotation of a GenBank genome assembly. Lineage: Eukaryota; Metazoa; Arthropoda; Insecta; Coleoptera; Chrysomelidae.